This is a messenger RNA of Suillus clintonianus, 1220 nucleotides long. RefSeq lists its product as uncharacterized. The transcript has 8 exons. The record is from RefSeq and is a predicted model, not a curated record. The coding region runs from base 1 to 900 and encodes 299 amino acids. Lineage: Eukaryota; Fungi; Basidiomycota; Agaricomycetes; Boletales; Suillaceae.
AUGUCUACUGUACCAUCAGGCAUCCCCCUAGAUACCGCUGCCAUCAUGUCAUCAGUGCUGGAAGGUAUUUUAUAUGGCUUUUCCGUCCUCAUGUUCAUAGGUUUCGUAUGGACAUUUACGGACAAAAAAAACGUGCGGGACGUCAAUCGGCCAAUCGCUGCAGUUGCCACCCUGCUGCUCGCACUAAGCACUGCGCACAUAGUCAUAGGGAUCAUUCAUCUCGAAGCUGGACUGGUACAGUAUCGUGACACGUACCCAGGAGGUCCAAUGGCGUUCUUCUCAGACUUUCACAGAGGAACAUUUGUGGCCAAGAAUGCGAUAUACACGUUGCAAACUCUGCUUGGUGACGGAGUGGUGAUUUAUCGAUGUUACGUCGUGUGGCAAUCUGUUUGGAUUAUCAUCUUGCCGUGCAUCAUGUGGUGCGGUGUCGGAGCGUUUGGUGUCUCUUCGGUCUACUACUUUUCGAAAGCAACGACUAGUGACAUCGAAAAUUUCUUCAGCAGCGAGCCUGGACAUUGGGUCGCGACAUUCCUUGCCUUCACACUUGCUACCAAUGUGUUAAGUACCGGAUUACUGGCAUAUCGCAUCUGGAUGAUCGAACGCGAGGUCUCUGCAAUUUGCGCCACGAGAACUAAAGUGCCUAUAUUGCGUGUGCUUAUAGAUGCUGCUAUCUUGUACUCUGCGGCGCUCUGCUCCUCACUAAUGUGUUUCGCCCUCGGGAACAAUGGGCUGUAUGUUAUGGGUGACAUGAGCGUCCCGAUCGUCUCCAUUACCUUCUAUAUGGUGUUUAUUCGCAUCGCGACUAGUCGAAACAAUCAACAUUACGUCCCGGCUUAUACAUCUAUACCACUUAUCUCACAACAUUUCAGGCAGGAGCUACUUCGGCGCCAGGACCUUUAAUUACUAUAUACUUAACGUUGCAAGUGUCGAUUGAGGGGUCUAAUCUUUCGGAAGCGGAACUGGCAAGUGUGUGCCGGAUCCAAAUAACAGGACAAUGUGCGCACUUCGUUCUUUGCGCCAGAGUCUACUUUACAUUGUGCGCUCUUGUGAUAGUUCUCCCUAUUGUGACCGCUUAAUCUCACUUCACCCGACAUAACAAACCUAGACCGUAAACCGAUCAAACGAGCCCACGACCCCCCUAGCACUUUCCUCCUUUGCCCAGCCUGCAUCGAACAUGCAGUACCUUGUCAAUAUCGAUAUUUGAAAAAAUUAGACCAUCC